Messenger RNA from Bacidia gigantensis, 1287 nucleotides. RefSeq lists its product as uncharacterized. NCBI's taxonomy places the organism in Eukaryota, Fungi, Ascomycota, Lecanoromycetes, Lecanorales, Ramalinaceae. The coding region runs from base 1 to 1287 and encodes 428 amino acids. The transcript is spliced from 3 exons. The record is from RefSeq and is a predicted model, not a curated record.
AUGCAUUCAUCACUCUUCAAGCUGGCAGUAGCCAGUUUCGUCCUCAUCCAGCCCUCUGCAGCUGCUCCACAUCAACACAACUCGGAUCUUGCUGGUCUCAUUCGAGGCUCGCAUCUCGCUGAACGAUCUCAACAAGUCCUGAGCACCCUUUUGUUUGCACCAGCUCUGUCUUCUGUGGGAGAGAAUUUGACUCUCGACAAAUACCCUAUGACUGAUGGAGAAUGCUCUCCGCUACCGCCAGGUACCGGUCCGAAUAUCACUCCCGACACACCUGAGGACUUCCAAAAAUCCGACAUUUGGGAAGAGAUAGCAGAGGAUGCUGAAACGCCUGAGGGCUACUACCUCAUGUUCGGAAAUUUGGAUGCUAUCGUGGAUUCCGGAAAUGAGCUACUCGCAGUCUUGAUUCUGAAUACCUAUGAUACACUGUCUUGCGCAAUUGCUUGUGAUGAGAUUGAUGGGUGCGAGUCAUUCAAUAUAGCUGUCAUCAGGUCACCAAGCCUGUACGUGGACGGUGAACAAUGUCCCAAUCCUCCAAGCGUCAGCCGGUAUGCCUGCGGCCUACUUGGAGAGGCCUUAAUUGAAGAUCCACCGACCGAUGAUGGUGUAUGGUGGGCAGACUUUCAUAUCGUUGCUGCUGGCUCCAAUGUGUACAACAAGGUCAACGCAACCGAGGCAGAAGACCUCGAGGACUCAGAAGACCCAGAGUAUCCCGAUGAUGGUGACGAAGACAACAACAAGACGAAGGCAGCCCUCUCCAGACGUGACUGCAACGGUGCACCCAUCAUUCGCAAUGGCGGUUUUGAGCAAGAUGACCCAUCUCGUACAACAACACCUACCAGCUGGAACAUCACCAACAUUCAUCCUGCAGUUACAUUCGGCUUUACCAAGCCCGGUAGCACCAACAACGGUGGCACUUACGCCUUCCUCGCCAACAUGCUUGCACCUGAUCCAUCUGUCGAAGACCCCAUGACAGGCUUCAUUUUAUCCCAGGAAUUGAACACAUGUGCAGGGCACAAUUACACGGUCAUCUUGGACUUCAGGUACGACGACCCUGCUGACGGAAACUGUACCGCGGUGGUCUUGAUCGACCCUCAAGUUGACGGCAAGAAAUAUCCACUACUGCCUUGUCCUGUCGCCAAACAUGAGCCGCAUAAAUGGAAUACAGUGGGGUUGGAUUGGACGAGCACAACACCGAACGAUCUGCUCUCUUUGGUCUUCCAGUGUCAUGGACAUGUUUGGAACAACUGGAGCAUUGACAACGUGGUUGUGGACAUGACUGACUCCUAG